Diaporthe amygdali is the source of this 807-nucleotide messenger RNA. RefSeq lists its product as uncharacterized. The record is from RefSeq and is a predicted model, not a curated record. Bases 1 to 807 code for a protein of 268 amino acids. The transcript has a single exon. NCBI's taxonomy places the organism in Eukaryota, Fungi, Ascomycota, Sordariomycetes, Diaporthales, Diaporthaceae.
AUGGACGGGCUCUGUGUCGAAGAGAUCUCUGUAGGGCUGGGUGUUGGAGAACCAGUGGGAGGCGAAGGUCCAGAUUCUGACGGAGUGGGAACUGACGGAGUGGGAAUUGAUGGAGUGGGAAUGGAGGGAGUAGGCAGUGAUGGAGUGGGAAUUGGAGGAGUGGGAAUUGGAGGAGUGGGAAUUGAAGGUCCAGAGAUAGAUCCAGUUAUGCUUGGAGUGGCACUCGAGCCAGUAUCCAUAGAUGACGAUAGGCCUGACGUCGUACUGGUUAGGCUGGCGCUCGAGAUUGUUGAAGAAGAGCCAGCAGUCAAGGAGAUAGAAGUCGAGGAGCCAGAAGCUGGAGAGCUGGACAUUUGGGAACUAGGCAGGGACGAGCUGCUUGGAAAGGUGCUAGACACCAAAGAACUGCUCGUGGGCGGAGGAAUAUUGGUCUGUGAGGAUGUGCUGCUUGAAGAAGAUAAAGAGACAGAGCCAGACAAGGUCGUGUCUGUUGAUUUCCACACAGUGGGUGUCUGGCUUGACAUGGCGGCUGAUGAGCUAGAGCCUGAGCUCUGUCCAGGUGGGACGACCGCUGUUGGAGACGAGGGGCUCGUUAUGAGGCUCGAGUUGGACCAGGUGGAACUUGGUGUGAAGCUAUCCACAGUACUGCUCACUGAUGGCACCACACUGAUUGGAGCUGAAGUUGGCCAUCCCAGUGACGUGGAAGGUUGGGAGCUGCCGUACGUUUCACUUUUGGCGCUGCCAACUACUGAACUCCCGCCGGAUGUGGAAAGAGUGGAUGGCGAGGUCGGCAAGCCAGGUACGUAA